Molecule: messenger RNA, 294 nt
Organism: Rhizophagus irregularis DAOM 181602=DAOM 197198
Lineage: Eukaryota; Fungi; Glomeromycota; Glomeromycetes; Glomerales; Glomeraceae
Source: RefSeq, a predicted model, not a curated record
AUGAAUGUGAUAUAUUAUAAAAUAUUUGAUAUUAUUAUUGGAAAGGAAUAUGGUGAAGAGAUAGAACAAGAUUACUUUAAAGCAUUUGAGUGGUAUUAUAAAUCAGCCAAAAAUGGUUCUGCUGAAGCACAAGAUUAUAAAAAAUCAUUUAAAUGUUAUUUAAAAAAUGCUGAAUCAGGAAGUGCAGAUAUUGCUAUGCAUAUGUAUGAUAAAGAAACUGAAAUAAAUAUUGAAAAAGCCAUCAUUUGGUAUAAAAAAGCUUCAGAUAACGGAAUGAAGUAUGCAAAAUAUUGA